AUGUCUCUGUUCAUUUACGGCAGUUUUUAUUAUCUGUAUAUGCCGAGCGUGUCCCAUCAAUGGAACUGCAACUUUCUCUUCGAUGUUUGUGAGAACGGAGUCGGUGUUUGUUCAUUUCCGACGGCGCACGUGGAUUUGACAGAUGAUGACGAGAACCUGGUCCUUACUCCGGGACAGGCCUACAAGAUCUUGCUUGAUCUGGAAUUGCCAGAAUCGGCUGAAAACAGGGCCACGGGGAUGUUCGUCAUUUCGGCCAAUUUCUACAACUCGAGUGGAGAUAGUGUUAGAACAUCGUCCAAGACAUCCAUGCUACGUUAUCGUUCCAGCCUUUUGCGAAGUCUGACCACUUUAGCUUACUCUCCAUUCCUGGUAACGGGUGCUCACGAACAGAAACAGCUUCUACAUAUCGAGAUGUUCUCUAAAUAUAUGGAGAAUUCAUACAACCCGGCCUUUCGUGCUGUUCUACAGAUGCGGACCCAAAGUUUACAGUUAUAUUCUGCCACGCUCAAAAUCUACGCCCAUUUCACUGGUUUACGUUAUUUAAUGUUUCAUUGGCCGGCUACGUGUGCCGUGUUAGGCACAGGUAUCAUACUUUCUUCUCUUAUGUUUGUUGCAAUGUUGUCCUGGUAUAAUUAUUUCCAUAGUGGUCAUGUUGUUGUUCAGCCCAGUAGUCACCGACUACUGCUGGAAGAGAGACGGCGACAAAUACAAGCUCGUCUUCUCCGAGAAGGCCACUCAGCCGAGGAGGUCGUAUCAGCUACGACGGGGACCGAAAUCCUAAUCGAUCCGCCACAACUGACCGAGAACUCGUCCGGUGGAGUCGAUAAUGAGUCGCAAGGAGCAGUUGUUACGGAGUCGUUAGGAUCUGCAGGUUCAGCUCGUCCGAUCAUCUCAACAAUGUCUAUUCACAGUGUUGGGUCGACAAACCAAGAACAUCCACUCGUCAGUCCCAUCUAUGAUGAAAGCCCUGAGCAUUUGGAAUUGAUGAGCACAGAGGAUGAUUCUUCUUCGAUUAUGUCGUCUAAUAUUACUUUACUGUCUUCUGAUGAUAUCGACUUAGAACUGAGACAUCGACACAUUUCAGCACAUCAAAGCUGA
This is a messenger RNA of Acanthosepion pharaonis, 1098 nucleotides long. NCBI's taxonomy places the organism in Eukaryota, Metazoa, Mollusca, Cephalopoda, Sepiida, Sepiidae. The record is from the annotation of a GenBank genome assembly.